AUGGCAGACGGCAUCGAGAUCAAGGUGUGCCUCGACUCUCAGAUCCACAUCGGCUCCGCCGACUCGUCAUUCGAUUACCUAUCCUACAUCGCUCGAUCCGUCAUCCACGGUCUGCCUUCGAGCGCCUACUUGAUCGUGACGGACAGAAAUGUCGCCAAAUUCCACCUGACCUCCCUCGAGGCUGCAUUGCAUGCCGUCAUCGAGGCCAACGCACGCAUCAGCUCCAAAGUCUCGACCUACAUCAUGCCGAGCGGAGAAGCGACAAAGACUCGGGAAACGAAAGCGGGGAUGGAGGAUUGGAUGCUGGUCUCUGGACUCACUCGUGAUACCGUCGUCAUCGCCUUGGGUGGAGGGGUCGUGGGCGACUUGGUGGGCUUUGUAGCUGCGACAUACAUGAGGUCCGUCAGGCUCUGUCACGUUCCGACCACACUGCUCGCCAUGGUCGACAGCUCGGUCGGUGGUAAAGUGGCCGUCGACACACCUCUGGGCAAGAACAUGAUCGGAGCAUUUCAUCCUGCGAAGCACAUCUUUGUCUUUCCGCACUUCCUUGUCACUCUGCCAGCUCGCGAAGUAGCAAAUGGCAUGGCUGAGGUGAUCAAGACGGCUGCGAUCAGAGAUUCCACCAUGUUUCGCCUCAUUGCCAGCUCGGCCGCUGACAUUUGGCAAGCUUUCAAAGACGUCAAAGAUGCAAGUGGAACGUGCAUGUUGGAAAGUCGACUGCACUUCCUGCAGUCUUUCAUUGCUUCUUCCAUUGCGAUCAAGUCUGACAUUGUCAAUGCGGACCCCAAAGAGCUGAAUGGGACUCGCAAUUUGGUCAACUUUGGACACACGAUCGGUCAUGCCAUAGAGUCGCUGCUGCUGCCGGAAGCGCUGCACGGUGAAGCGAUCGCGGUCGGAAUGUGCCUGGAAGCACGCAUCGCUGUGACAAAGGGUCACCUGACAAUUUCUGAGCUACGGUCGCUACGAGAUUGCCUGAAGGCAUACGAUUUGCCCACGAGCAUGCUGGAUUUUGCAAAGUGCGCGUCAGCACCCAACCUGACCGUCGACAAGCUGCUCGAUCGAAUGGCAAUCGACAAGAAGAAUGCCGGAAUCGCAAAGAAGGUCGUCCUCCUCAGUUCUCUGGGCUCGACUGCGGAGAAGCAAGCUUCGAUCGUCGAGGAUGCUCACAUCGCGGCGGUCAUCGCUGCAGACAAGGAAGAGUCGUGA
This is a messenger RNA of Ceraceosorus guamensis, 1206 nucleotides long. RefSeq names its product 3-dehydroquinate synthase AroB. The transcript is spliced from 2 exons. The record is from RefSeq and is a predicted model, not a curated record. Gene Ontology annotation, biological process: aromatic amino acid biosynthetic process. Bases 1 to 1206 code for a protein of 401 amino acids. Gene Ontology annotation, molecular function: 3-dehydroquinate synthase activity. NCBI's taxonomy places the organism in Eukaryota, Fungi, Basidiomycota, Exobasidiomycetes, Ceraceosorales, Ceraceosoraceae. Gene Ontology annotation, cellular component: cytoplasm.